AUGAGCCAACUUUUCCGACUCUUCACUCUUCUUCUCGGCUUUCAAAUUGUGGUGGAAGUGCGCGGAACGAUGCGGACAGUGGACGGGAACACGAAAGAAAAAGGUGAGUGGAAAGGGUCUUCGGGAUCAGAAGAGCCUGCAGAGGACAGGUGGUUGUAUGGAGGGAACGGGGAAGAGCAGGGGAGAUCGAGAGACUGCAGACAAGAUUUAUGUUCCCGGGAGGUUGCGGUUAGUUAUCACUGAUUGGAUAAAUUUCGGAGAAAGAGGCAAAAUUGAAAACUAGUGAAUCUCUUUCAGAAGUGUCGAUUCAUAUCAACGACUACCCGGAUCCAUACUCGAUUCCUCUCAUCCAGAAUCCAAAUGUUCGUACGAAGCCAGUGAAUCGGCCAAGAAAAGAUGACGACUGUUCCGAUGAAAUACUUAGAAAAGUUAUGAAUGAGGUACCCUUUUCAGCCCAUUUUUUUCAUUACCAGAACCCUUUUCAGCACAUCACAGACGGAGGUAUGUCGGAAUCAAAGCGAGCGAUCCACGCGGCCGCCCGUCGGGACUUCGAAGGUUCCUGGAGUGUAAUCUGUGCGCCCUGUGCCUUUUCCUAUUUGGCGCAUGCUCAGGAGCACUGUAUUCAUUCCCGAUACGGAAUCACUUGUCUUUUGUAUAGAGACCGAUAA
Caenorhabditis sp. 36 PRJEB53466 is the source of this 668-nucleotide messenger RNA. The record is from the annotation of a GenBank genome assembly. NCBI's taxonomy places the organism in Eukaryota, Metazoa, Nematoda, Chromadorea, Rhabditida, Rhabditidae.